AUAAUUAGACCAAAUUUAUGUGACAGUCAGUCAAAAUUUUUGUUGGAAAUUCUAGCGCGUUUUUUGUCUCUCCAAAUUUCCGUAUUUUCAACUCAAACAAUGCGAUUUGCAUGCAAAUUCUCAGUGUAACAUGGAGGAAAUUGUGAAAAAUGAGUUUCUCUUCUACUCGAAACUUGCUAAGCCUUUGGUUCUCAACCUUCCCAAAUCCAAGGACCGAAUACUGUCGGCAGCAUGGAUAAAAAAAUUCAAAAACGAGGAAAUGGGGAACGAACAGCUUCGCACCACUUACUUGAAGUUACUCCUCUUCUGCCUGCAGCGGCGGAGGCUGACAGGAAUCUUCUCUGAUGAUCCCUCCAAUUAUGACUUUCUAGAAGAUCUCCCUGCCGAUAUCGAUCUCAAUGAGUUUGCGAGGAAUUUGCUCGAAGAGGAAAGGCUGCAACGCAGAGAAGCCAUUCGGAUGGAAAUCAUGGGAGACAUGGAAGCUCUCCCAGCCUUCACCACCGAUUGUUCUGCAGACUUGAGGGAAUAUGUGGCCGCGCAGGAUAUUCCCAACUUUGGCGUUCACGCUUUCUACGCCUUGUCCAAACAGCCUGUGAAUAAGUGGCAAAGAUCCGAAUUGGCAGUGUUCCCUAAAGGUAUCAGGAGUGAAAUUGACACCAGUGAUGCUGUCGCCUCCGAAGUGGCGCCCAAAUGUGUGUGUGCGCCCAAGUCAACCUCCUCCGCUCCAGAAGUGGAGGAAAGUGGCGCCGAAAGCCCGGAACCCGAAUGCAGAAAGAAAGACGAAGAAAAGCCCCCAGAGCGAAAAAAGCGGCGCCCAAAGAAGAUGGGGACUUCGCCUCCAAGUCACCCAAUCGGCGAAGUGCGUCGCACAAGCGACGACAGAAUUACCCCUACUUGGGGCACCAACCUCUUAGAAGUCAAAGAGCGCACUGAUAUUGGACACAUUGAAGAACCGUCCAAGGCCAGCAAGGCGUUGGAGGAACAACUGAAAGAAAUUCUGGCCGAGGCCGAAGAUGAGGAGGAGCCGCAUGAGGCCAUGGAAACCACUGCAUCAAAGGCCAAAGACAUGAUCCAAGUGAUCGAGGAGUUCAAGCAUGGAAGAAUGGAUAAGUCCAAAACGCCCCCCAGCAGGCUGGGCGACCGCUCUCGUAUUCAGACGCCCAAGAGCAUCAAGACUCCAAAAAUCCCCGUAACGGGGAUGAGGGAAAGCCCAGGAAAAGGCAGUGUGGGGACUCCAUCGGCCAACUUUUCAGAAGAAUUUGCCGACUGGUCGGAAAACAUUGACGAUGAACUUGAGCAAAUUGAAGCCGCCCCUUCGGGCAGCUUUGAUAAUGUCCAGUUCGACCUGGAGGGCUACCAAGAGCUAGACUACGACGCCCUAAUCCUAGAAGCAGAGGCGGAACUGGCUGCUGCAAAGAGCGUCUACGAUCAGGGACUGGAGGAGGACGAGUUCCUAAUUGAACAAGUUGAUGACGAAAUUGAAAACCUUGAGCAGGCUCUGAUUGGGUUAAAAGAGGCUGAGGAAGUGAGGGAGUCGUCUCCAGCGCUAUCCAGAGGCAUUCCUGUGACAACUCCUCACCGCAGUCCCAGCCCCAAGCGAGUGAACGCGCCAGAAAAGGCCUUUGCCGAUGAAAGCGACAAUUUGCUCGCUCACAGGCAAUCUCCUCUGCAACCGCCGAGAAAACCCACUGGGGAACCGCGUAAGAAGAGGAAGCACGGGAAAGAGUCCGCCCCUUGUGAGAAAGACCUUCAUUUAGACAAAGUCUACAAAAAGGCCAGGAAAUUAGUGGAUCAACACGAAUCACCGGGGGAAUUUGAUGAAUUUGAGCAACUAGAGCGGCAAUUUGCCGCGGAAGCUGGUGAGACUCAACGUCGAGAGCAUCCAGCCUUCUCGCCAGGAGCUGCACAACGAGUUCAUCUGAGGGCGCAGCAGCAGGAGCGGAUGCUGCAAAGUCCAAGGCGCCACCAUGGAGAGGAGGAGGAUGACUUUGAGAUGCUGGAACGGCAAUUUGAGCGCGAGGCAGGAGAAUGUCCUGCCCGCUCCCAGGGGCCCGCUUUUUCGCCUGGAGCGGCCAAUAGGGUGCGAGAGAGAGCUCGUCAGCAGGAGGCAGCGCUUCGCACUCCAGAUGCCCAGUAUGAUGAAUUCGCCCAGCAAUUCGCAGGAGCAAAUGCAGGUCUCGACCAAAUGUCGCCCUGCUUCCUCAAUGAAUCUCCGCCGCCCUUGUCCGAGCAGGAGGAAUUUGAAAUGAUGUUAAAGAGGAUGAGCCCGGGAGCCAAAGAGCGGGAACGAUUUGCUCUCCAGUAUGGGGGCGUUGAUGCCAAUCUGGACUCGGUUGCGGCGCCAGAAUUCUUCCAAACUCCCCCUCGGUUGACCGAAGAUGAGGAGUUUGCAAUGUAUGAAAACAUGCUUCAGAGUCCAUCGCCUGCCAUGCCUGAACGGUUCUCUCCUGCCUCAGGAUACCCAAGUUCAGAUGAGGAAGGUUCAUUUGGCUUGUUGCCCCAAGGGCUGAUCCAGCAGCAGCCGGACGAAUACAUUGAAGAUCCUGCGGCAGCUCGACGCCAACUGGCUGGUCCUUCUGAAGGAGAGCACAUUUACAGGCGUGAAAUGAUACAAAGAGCCGCCGAGCGACAAGAGCAGCUUCUUCGGCAAGGGUCGCCGCAGGCGCAAGAAAUUAUUGCUGAAGCUGAACGAAGCUUUGAAGAUGAUAUUUUCGCGAGAGUUGAUGAACACUUUGAUCAGAUUGAGGGAUCGCCCCCUCCUGGAAUAAGAAGUCCUUUGAGUGCUUUUGCAUCACCGAUAAGUGAUCAAGAAGAAAGCCGACGGCAUGAAUCUACAUCGUUAAGACAAGCUUCGCCUGCUCGCUCACCAUCUCCCCCACGACAACAAUCUCCUCCACGACAACAAUCUCCUCCACGACAACAAUCUCCUUCACGACAACAAUCUCCUCCACGACAACAAUCUCCUCCAAGACCAGCGGAGCGACCAAUGACCGAAAUCGGUGUUGGGCGCAUACCUUCGCCGUCGCCCGUGCAAACUCCCCCGCCCUCCUUUCUACCCGGCGUCUCCUCUCCUUUAACUCCUAGGCCGCAACGACCAAUCAACCGACCCGGAUGGUAUUCCACUCCUCCCCCUCUAAUGUUUGGGCCAGCCGAGCGACCUGCCUCGUAUCAAACGCCUGUGCCAGUCCAGUUUGGACCCAGGGAACGCCCACCUUUGUACACCACGCCGCGUGAUGUCUUCGCUUGUUCUCCUCAAGGGACGCCGUUGGACGAUGUGGGGGCGCCUACUUUCGAAGACAUACCGCCCGAGAGUCCGUUUGAGGGUCUGGCGGACGUCGAGGCGCCCGAUUUCGACAUGCUGCCUCCUACCCCGAAAGAUCCUACUAGGACGCCCGCCAGGCGACGUCCUCCUCCAGCUGGACGGGGACGUGGAGGUAAAAUGCAGCCAAGGAGGCUGUUCGAUGAUGGGGAGGAUGCUUGUGAGCCGUGUGAGCCGCCAGCCCCACCUCCAGAGCCUUGCGAAGUGUGCGACUCUCAGGACCCGCGCAGCCCUAGAAGGAAGCGGUCCAGGUCGAAGCGAAGACACCACCAGCACAAAAGGAGCUCCCCAGAUGACCUAGCAGAGUUUGAGGCCCUGGAAAGGGAGGCUGAUAUCGUUGAAGGGGAGGCUCCAUGCGCUGGCCCACCGCGCCCGCAGUUUCCCUCAUCUCCUGGCGAAGCCAGAAGGGUUCACGAACGUGCCCAAAGACAAUACGAGCGAUUGAUGCAGGAUAGUCCUGCGGCUCAACCCGGGCAAUUUGCCAGCGUUCCCUGUGCAUCUGGAAUGCCCACCGGACUUAGUCAACCAGAGAGAGUAAGGAGAAAUGAGCUGAAAGGCAAAUACCCGGCGACGCCUCCUCCGCUCACGCCCCAACGGCCGCCUUCGCCUGUAUGGUCAACUCCCGAAGGAAUGUCCGGCCCAUCUAGAAGGCGCACGGGCUUUUCACCUGAAGUCUACGACUCGGACUUUAGCCCAUCGCCAGCGCCAGCUCAACCUCAACGCUUCCCUCCUCCCAAGUUGCUGAUAAAAAAGGGCAAAGCACCUCCUUCACCGAGAACUCCGACUGAAGACAGAGAGGUUCCGGAGCCUUGCUCGCCGGCUCCCGCUCAGAGAGUUCCUUGUGGAGGAGGCCUGGAAACGCCCCUGAGAGGCGACCGCAAAAUCCGGAGUAGGCGACUGUUUGAUGAAAAAGGGAAAACUCCAAGAUUGCCACCGGCUGAAGAGUCGCCAAUUAUUCAGUCUCCAUGGGUCACCCCGCAUGGAAAGCUGGAGGAUUUUCGAUAUCAGGGCCCGCCCUUAAUAGAGGACGAACCUUGGCCGGAGGACAUGUCGCCCGAUAACCGACCUCCGAUCCUCCAAGAAGGUCAAAUGUACUUUCCUAAGGGAACAGUCUGCAGUCCGAGAACCCCAGAAGGACUUCCGACAAUGCCCGAGCUAAGAAGACAUCGGUUUGCUCCCGAUAGAGACCAUUCGGGAAUGUCGCAUCAAACUGCUUUUGGACGAGGCCCAGGUCGGGUCCCAGUCAGAGAAAGUUGUAGGGCGAUUAGCCAGAUGCCGCAGAUUCCGGAAUUCGAGUCAGAUGCCGCCUAUAGACAGAAUUUACUUUUCGACCAAGAUCUCGAAACUUUCGACAAGUACUAUGAUAAGCCGCCCAGCUCAUACCGCGCCAGCCGGAAGCCUAAGCACGGCUACAUGCCUUCAAAGGCAUUCAGAUCGCCUAGACCAGAACGCCCGUUGGAACCGUUCCCCACCUAUACGGAAGACUUGGAGGCGCAUUUGCGAGCCAAUAUUCAAGUGCCACCAGAAGACUUCCCUCCAGCUCUUCAUUCGGUUUGCGCGCGACAAGCCGUAGAUCAGGCCGACUUGGUGCCUCAAGACUCGCUUGCCAGAUCGAAGAGGUUCGUGGACGCUGCUGAGGCAGGGAACUUGGAAGAGCACUUAGAUGACCAGGCGUUUGAGGAUAUUGCUUGGCAAUUUGGCACAGCCUUCGACUACGAGGGGGGUUUAAUGGACUUGAGCCCUCCACCGGAAUUUGAGGAGCAACAAAACUACUAUCCAGAUAUACUGGCUGGGACAGAUUCACUGAUUAAAACCAUUAGGGCCACCGGCUUUGCUCCAAGAGCUGCAGGUAUUCCAUGUGCAGGCCGUUCCAUUCCAGUUCCCUCUGGAGCACGAUCAAGGCCAACAUCCAUACCCCGGGCACCAGGACGAUCCAUUCCAGUUGCUCCAGGCAGUUCGCUUCCUCGAGCGCCAGCAGCACCAGGAGGAAGGAGUGCUGUUCCGUCGACGCCUUGUGGAGCGGCACCAUGCGGAGAAGGAAUGGCACCAGAAGCACGCAGUCAACUGCCUCAACGCAGAUCAACGUCCACAAAACCACUAAGAGAGACCAAGUCGUCGCAGUUGAGGAAGGAGAAAUUGGCCAGAGAUCAGGCAGCCAAAGAGGCUCAGUUGAAAAAGGAAGCGCAAGAAAAGGCGAAAAAGGAAAAGUCUCGCGCCAAGCGGCACAGUGCUAAACGAGCUGCAGCUCAAGCCGAUGCAAUGUCUCCAGGUGUGGUGGCAUUGAAGGAACAGCUGCUCAAGCACCAGAUCCACUUUGCAGCGAAGAGCAAGAAGAGAGUAUCCCGUCCUCGAUUUGAGGGAUUUCAGGAUCAUCCGCUUGAGGAAGAUGAGACCGAAGAUCUAAGGUACCCAAGUUGCCAAAGUAUGCGGCCCAGAAGGAAGCGACAAGGCGAUAUAGAUAUUCGAUAUCCAGAGAUUGGAGAGCUGGAAGGACAAGACAUUGACGGAAACAUACAUUAUCCAGCUAUUGGCUUAAUCGAAGAAGAUAACGAACGUGGUCCUGUGGAUUUAUAUGUAGACGAUUAUGAUUACGAGGGAACGUUCCAGGGGCCUGAAGAAGACAUUCAUGAUCCUUCUGAACCUUAUCAAAUCGAACUUCCACUUGAUGCCCGUGAAAUGCUAGAAUUGGCCGAAUUUGAAGAAUUGGAACGUUUUGCUAGGGAUGACCAGCCACAAUACGAGCGCGGAAAACGGCAAACACGGCAAUUGACUGCAGAAGAGGAAUUGGCAGAGUUUGAGGAGUUGGAACGUUUAGCUGCAGAAGACCAAGUUUGUCCGGGAGCAGCGCAACCGCGAUAUCCGGUUGGAGGCGUGACGUAUUCCCCUCCAAGACCCCAUUCGAAAUUCGGACCUGGUCCUUAUGCACACCCUGGACAACGUUUGCCAUCGGGACAACCCCAGAUCGCUUCGUGUCAGUGGAGUCCUGAAGGUGCUCAAGACCCGAACGAAGCCUUCCUUCUAGACGACAUUCUUCCUCCAAUCUUUGACGAAAUGGAGGAAGAGGACAGAUUGCCGUCGCCUGGUGUGCCGCCCCACUUGAUGAGGGAGGAGGUCGAAACCAUGGCCAGACCACAUUAUCAUCCGGCGUUUCGCGGAGAUGUGAUGCCUAAAGCCCAACGUCGGAUUGCUCGGUCGCCCUGUACAGGAGAGAUUCAGGAGGAAGAACCUUUGCUUCCCUGCUUUGCCGAGGAGGGGUCGUUCAAAGAAGGCCGCGAAGCGAGGAAGAGGCGGCGCAGACAACCUGAGCAGAAAAGGUCCCACAAGAAGCACCUGGGCAAGGGAGCCCAGGACGAAGCUUAUGGCGUUAUGGACGAUUCACUGCCCGAAGACUUGCCCCGUCCCCGAAUUAGGCCUCAAGGGCCGUGCACUCAAUACACGCCCAGAGGUCAAGCGGCCCAGGCCACAGGCUUUCCAUUCACCCCCCCAGUAUACACAGAGUACUACAGAGCCCCAGCCGAUCAGCCAAUCCAUCCAGACCUAGUUGAUCUGGCUGGUUACGACUUUGGCAGUCCCUUCCAAGCGCCGGGAGGCGUUGGGCUGGAAAGCGAACAGGCGCCAGAAGGUAUAUGCUACACUCCGCAACGAUAUCCCGAUAUAGAGGAAAGGGAACAGGAUCGCAUAGCUAUGCAGAACUGGCAACCGCCCGAUGAGCUCAAACUGAACAAGCUUACGUCUCCAGUUAAUUUAGGCCCGUCCCCCUUUUCGCGCUGCCCUGCCCACAGCCUGGAUGACUCGCCUUUUGGCGAUUUGCUGGAUGACGACCUGUUGAACAAUGCUUAUUUAAUGACCCCUUCAGGAGGAGGAGCAGAUCAACGAAUUGUUGAGGAGUUCCUCGCUAGGUCCCCUGAACAAGCCGGUGGACUCAUUGGUGCGACUCCCUCGCCGCAACGAUUCCAACAACUAGCUGAAGGAGUGGAACUGCUUGGCGAUUAUGGGCCGAUGGAAGCUUAUCAGACCCCUGAGCAUCUUUCCCCCAGAGAACAAUAUUCCUACUCUCCCCAAACUGGAGCGGACCAACUGGGCGUAUCGCAGAGAUCCGACCUUUUCAAUCAAGGAAUGCUGGAGGAAGUUGCGGGGUACCAAACGCCGCCGCCCCUUUCACCCAAACGCUGUCCAGCCUUGAGUGCCUCCCCCCAGAAAACUCCUAGAAAGCAACAGUCGCCCCCAGCAGCUGGGCAGCUUGAGCGCAAAUCUCCUGCAAGAGGAGAUCGUGGUGCCGUUGAGUUCCAUACGCCUGAACAGCGGUAUUUGCCCGCUGUAGAACAGCCACGACAGCCGACGCCACCCUCCCAAAGGAGCCAUAGAAGUCCCUCCCCCGGCCCAUGCGGACCUUGUGGGACUCCAUCGCCGCAGCGAUUUCAACGACUAGCUGAAGGAGCGGAACUGCUCGGCGAUUAUGGAGCAAUGGCAGGAUACCAAACCCCCGAGCAGCUUUCCCCAGCAGAACGCUAUUCCUACUCUCCUCAAUUUGCCAUGGACGAGCACGGCAUCGAAGAGAUGUUCCGAUCUGGGGCCCCAUUUGAUUCCCCAGAGCAUCAACUGGAUGCGUCGCAAAGAUCUGACUUGUUCAAUCGAGGGAUGCUGGAGGAAGUCGCAGGCUAUCAAUCUCCGCCUCCUCUUUCGCCCUCACGUGGCGCCUAUCAAACACCGUCGCCGCAGCAGUUCCAACGACUAGCUCAAGAAGCGGAAUUGCUUGGCGACUAUGGAGGCAUGGAAGAAUAUCAAACACCAGAGGGUUUUUCCUCGGGCGGACAAUGUUUUCCCCAAUUCUCCUUGUAUGAUCAAGGUAUUGAAGACGUGUACAGCGCAGGGGUGCCCUUCGGCUCCCCAAACCUUCAACUGGACAUGUUGCAGAGAUCCGAUUUAUUGGGUCCUGUUUUAGGCGAGGGAAUGCCGGAGGAAGUGGCCGGGUAUCACAGCCCGCCGCCCCUUUCCCCUACACAGUCUUCUCCGCCUAGAGGAUGUCGCGGGGCUGUAGCCUUUCAGACGCCCCGAGAUGUUGAUGAGCCCAGUCAACGUCCAGGACGGGAUGCUGCUUCAAAACCCACCAGGGGACGCGACGAAAAAAAAGGGUGUCCAGCUGGGAGAGGGAGCGAGCAAGCAGGGGAGGCAUUAACCCUGGAAGACUACCUGCGGUCGGGGCCUGUUCCAGGCGCAGGACCCCAGCAGCAGGUGCCGCCACGCAAGAAGGUGCGCAAGACCACUUCGAUAACCAAGACAGUAACCAGGAGAAACCGCUGAAGUGGUCCAGGGUUCUAAAACGUGAAGUGUGGCCAAAGCUGUAGAAGUCCUGAGUAAAAGAUACAUAUAUGUUGG
This is a messenger RNA of Dendroctonus ponderosae (mountain pine beetle), 8695 nucleotides long. RefSeq lists its product as uncharacterized. The record is from RefSeq and is a predicted model, not a curated record. NCBI's taxonomy places the organism in Eukaryota, Metazoa, Arthropoda, Insecta, Coleoptera, Curculionidae. Bases 131 to 8620 code for a protein of 2829 amino acids. The transcript is spliced from 73 exons.